Molecule: messenger RNA, 3881 nt
Organism: Oreochromis niloticus (Nile tilapia)
Lineage: Eukaryota; Metazoa; Chordata; Actinopteri; Cichliformes; Cichlidae
Exons: 7
Coding region: 1333-2064 (243 amino acids)
Cellular component (GO): plasma membrane
Molecular function (GO): transmembrane signaling receptor activity
Source: RefSeq, a predicted model, not a curated record
UGAUUAAAAUACAACAUGAGUAUUUUAUUUAUACAAUAAAUAAAAUUAACAAAGUAAAAAAGAUUGAGAGCGGGCAAAAGCGAACUAAAAUUUACUACAUGCUGACUCCUAAAACACCUUGGAGAAAAGGUACAUUUUUAAAAGAAAUGUAAAUAUUUCAAGUCUUGGGGCCAGCCUAAUAUGGGGCAGCUUAUUCCAUAAAUUGGGGGCCACAAAAGCUAAAGCUCGGUCCCCCCCAGUGUUUCAGUCUGGAAAUGGGGACAGCAAGGAGUGACUGGUCAGUUGACCUGAGAGACCUUUGUGGAGUGUACAGGUGUGGAAGGUCUGACAGGUAAAUAGGAGCCAGGCCAUUUAAGACUUUAAAAGCAAACAAUAACUUUUUUGCUUUUCUACAUUUAAUUAAACAAAUGUAGGUGAAGAACUUUUAUGCUGAUUUUUAGAGAAAUUCCAGAAAUAACUUUAAAACAACUUUUUGAAGCUCAGAUGUAGAAAAUGUUAUUUAGUAGGAUUGUAGUUUUCUGUUUGAUCGGCAGGACUGACAGCCAUUAUAAUAUAACUAAGACCUCUUAUAACCAUGCUGGAAACAGACUGGCUUAAAUGACUAGUUAUUCUUCAUUGCAAUUUAUUUCCAUUUAAAUAUACAUACUGGUCUUCUAAAAAGAUUUUAAAUCUGCUGCACUUCCUGCUAAAUCGAACAGGAGCCUUUAUUUUGGAAAUUUACAGGAAGUUCAGUGUCAUGAUGUUCCAAGUAACUUGACACGGUCGUGAUUAGAGACAGAAACGGUGUCGUCUGCUGAAGUUUAGCUCCAUCAAAGUUGUCCUUGAGUCAGAGCUGUUGAAGUUUAUCAGCUGGCCCCUAACAGUCAGAUGAAUGUUCGGUAGAAGCCGCUAAAAUCGCACAAGUUCCGGUUUCAUGUGAUUAACGAUGCUCCGUGUCUCUGUCAGCUGUUUUACUGAGCCAUGAGCUCCAUGAAGAGAGUCCAGUGAUUCCACAGAUGGAUCCUUCCAGCGUGAUCUCCAGGAUCCAGACCUGCACACACUCAGACUGCGGGGAUUUAUCUGCCUUGUAGGAGGAUCGCAUCGCUCACCCCGACUGCAGCACUUCAGGAUGGAAACACUGGUUUGGUCAAAGCACAAACUCUCACCCACAGAGCAGAGGAAGGAGGAAACAUCACAGUUGCAUGCAACUUUUAUUUGUCUGGAAGCAGGAAACUGUUCUGUAAGGAAAAAUGUGAAAAUGGAAACAUUCUUGUUGAAACAUCUGAUGAUGCAGCUCAGAACGGCAGAUACAGCAUUAAAUAUGUAAAAAAAGGAUUGACCUCAUAUGAUAUUAUGUAUGUGAGCAUCACACAGCUGAAACAGUCUGACUCAGGAUGGUACAGGUGCUCUUUGGACAGAACUUUGAGUCCUGAUCCAAACCAUGAUUUUGAGCUGAUUGUCACAGAAGCUUCAACCACUUCAACACCAAACGGGACUCUGAGACCUUUUUCAGCUUCAGUGUUUCUCUCAUCAGCCUCCACACCACCAACAACACAGAGUUUAAGCUCAACUUCAGGAAGCUCCACACCUUCAUCAGCCUCCACUGGAAGUUCAGAUGUUCUGAUUUAUGUGGGUCUGAUUCUGGUCGUUAUGAUCGUCGUCUUAUCAGCAGCUCUGCUGAUUUUCUACAUGAAGAGCAGGACCACUAAACCCAGAGGACCUCCUGUGGAAACAGACACAGAGGUCAACAGGUUGUAUGAAGAGAUCAGAGAGUGUGACAUACCGAGCAGGUCACCUCCUGUAGAAGUGUCUUCAGUGUAUGAUUACCCCAAAGGUCCCCGUUCAGGUGGAGAUGAAAGCGGAGGCAUCUACAGCCUCGUCACCUCUGCUCAGAACAACGUUGAAGACAGCUCACAUAGUCUCUGUUACUCUGAGGUGGAUUUUUCCCACAGUCCUGACACGAACGACGCCCCCUGUGGUAACACAGCUGAUGUUGUCUACUCCACGUCUUCAGAGGACCUCAGCACCACCAACCACACCAAAGAUGCUUCACCUCCUCUGUACUCUACUGUUACAUCAGUAUGAACUACAUCCGUACUUAAGCUAUGGAUGAAGUCUUAACUCUCUAAUUGGACAACAGCUCAACACAAAUGAUACAAAAGUUUAUUUAUUUUUCUGCUUUUGACAUAUUUUUAAGUUAAACAUGGAGUCAGCCUCAGGAUAAAGUGACUUUUAUUUUUGCUUAACAUUGAACUAAAGAAUGUUGCUAUACCACAGUUAUAAUAGCAGAUGUUAGCAUUACGGUGUGAUGCUACAGCACAGAUUCAAUAAAAAGAGAACUGUGCAUUUUGGAAAGACUUCCAGCCUCCUGUACUCGUCUCUAGAAUAGUCCAUCAUUGCAUUCAGCAGUUGAGAUUGCAGAAAGUUAUUGUACAGACUGCUGUGUGAGGAUGAAUGUGCAGGUUGAUUAGGUCAGCCUGGAAGUUUCACCUCUUUCAGAUGACGUUUAGCUGAGAAAAGCCGCAGCAUAUCAGUCACAUGCAGAUAAAUAAACUACUUCAAGUGGUGUUAUUAUGACGGAUUGUUUCAGUCUUCACAAGUCAGUCAUAGCAGACCCAAAUUUAUAGCAGGAAUAGAUUUUCGGCCUUCUGUACAGAAGACAAAAAAUGGUUUAUUAUAGCAAAUUUUUAAUGCAUGACAGAACAGUUUUAUAUUGCUCCCUCAUUUCCAUUCCGAAGCUUAAAAAUCACACAAAGUGGAAAAAACAACUGGAUAUACUGCAGGCGGUCCUCUACCAGAGGCCUCGGAGCUUGAGGGUCCUACGCAGAUCCGUCUUUGCUGUUCCAGGACUGCGCUCUUCUGGACAGAGAUCUCGGAUGUUGUUCCUGGGAUCUGGUGGAGCCACUCCUAGCUUGGGAGUCACUGCACCGAGCGCUCUGAUUACCACUGGAACCACUGUUACCUUCACCCUCCACAUCUUCUCGAGCUCUUCUCUGAGCCCUUGUAGCUGUCCUCGAAGUUUGCAGUGUUGCCCUCAGGUAGUGCAUCAGUGAAUCGAUGUUUCAUUCACUCAUACAGCUUGAUGUUAUCCAUGUAGAGGAUGGGCUGACGAUUGCUCCGUUCUGUAGUCGGUAUCCGUAGCCAGUCUUGUCAAUGAUCUCACUGAGGGGGUUCAGGCCUAUGCAGAACAGCAGUGGGGACAGAGCAUCUCCUUGGUAGAUCCCACACUUGAUGGCGACAUGCUAUUGGCUUGAAGGUGGCCUCCAGUGUUGUACGCCACAUCCCCAUUGAGUUCCUGUUGAAGGCUCUUAGGGUCCUGUUGAUCUUGUAUAGUUCUAGGUAUUCCAGUAUCCAGCUGUGGGGCAUCCAGUCAUAGGCCUUCUUGUAAUCAAUCCAGGCAGUGCACAGGUUGGUGAGCCUGGUCUUGCAGUCUUGGGCGACUGUUCUGUCUACCAGUAGCUGGUGUUUCACUCCUCUCGUAUUCUUGCCAAGUCAUUUCUGUGCCCUGCUCAUGUUAGCCGCUAUGAUGCCUGACAGGAGCUUAAAUGUGUAGUUAGAGAUAUAUAUUGAAAAAUUUAGCUGCCGUUGAAUCACAAUGUAUAUAGUUACUGUGGCACAUGUUUUUCCUUUACAGACUUGUUUAAAUAAUUAACUGUAACAAAUUAACAUUAACUUUACACCCAAACAACAACAACAACAACAAAAAUGAAGAGAUGCAGUAAUUUACAUAUUUUAAUGAAAAUAAACAUGAACAUUGGCAUUUUAACAGUGUAUGGUCUUUAUCCUUUACAAAAUAUCUUAUAAAUAUUACAAUACACACAUUUCCUUCACUUGUGCAGUGGAAGUAUUUGAGCUCAGCUUCCUCAGAAUAUUUACCUCAGUUGCAAAUUAAUUCAAUGCAA